Messenger RNA from Bursaphelenchus okinawaensis, 390 nucleotides. NCBI's taxonomy places the organism in Eukaryota, Metazoa, Nematoda, Chromadorea, Rhabditida, Aphelenchoididae. The record is from the annotation of a GenBank genome assembly.
AUGGGAGACCGCUCAGAAAACGAAUUCGGAGUUAAAUUGGAUCGGUGUUUCGCUGACUCUCUACUGAAGGUCGCCGGAGGUAUUGCCAUUGGUGUAGUGUCAUCAGUAGCCUUGUUCAAAGGACGUACCGCACCAGUUUGGUUGGGUACCGGAAUUGGUAGGUUAAAUAAACAUUCCUCCAACACCUCAAUUUUUGAUUAUUAGUUUUUUAUCUUGCUUUAAUUUUAAGACUUCUGAAAAAAAAAUUGUGUUUUAGGCAUUGGAAUGGGAUGGAGCAACUGCAGACACGACUUAAACGACCCCUACCUUCUCCAUGGCCAGAAGGUGAAGGCAGGUCAAGAAGGAGGAAAGCCAUCCUAUCAAAUCGUUGUUCAACCUCCAAAAGCAUAG